This is a messenger RNA of Monascus purpureus, 1620 nucleotides long. Lineage: Eukaryota; Fungi; Ascomycota; Eurotiomycetes; Eurotiales; Aspergillaceae. The record is from the annotation of a GenBank genome assembly.
CGGUCGUCUCCGAGCUAUCAUAAUAAUACGCAACCAGCUAUUCACACUUCAACAUCGUCCAACAGGCGAUUACCUCGAAACCGUGCCGGGAGAGAACCCAGGAUGCAAUGCGUCGUGUUGUCGUGACGGGUCUGGGAGCUGUGACGCCUCUGGGAGUGGGAAUCCAUCGAACCUGGAAGCGCCUGUUGGAUGGGCAUUGCGGUAUCGCCAACGUCAAACAUCGAGAUCCGAAGUUCUCUGAAUUACCAUGCCAGGUCGCUGCGGUAGUGCCGCAAGGCACGCGGCAGGAUGGUGGAUGGAAAGCGUCCGAAUGGCUAGCAAGAGACGAUGAGCGCAAGAUGGCUCGGUUUGCUCAGUAUGCUAUGGCUGCUACGGAAGAAGCGAUUGAAGGAGCUGGAUGGAGACCCAAUGCUCCUGAAGAAAGGGAGGCCACGGGAAUAUGCCUGGGUUCUGGUAUUGGGAACUUUGACGAGAUCUACGACACUGUCUUGGCAUACGAUAAAGGGGGUUACAGGAAGGUAUCCCCUCUGUUUGUGCCGAGACUGCUGAUCAACCUCGGGGCCGGCCAUAUCUCAAUGAAAUAUGGAUUUAUGGGUCCCAAUCAUGCUGUUACCACCGCGUGUACCACUGGAGCGCAUUCUAUCGGCGAUGCUGCUCGCUUUAUUGCUUACGGAGAUGCGGACGUUAUGGUGGCCGGUGGAGCAGAGUCCUGCAUUCACCCACUGGCUAUUGGGGGCUUUGCGAGGGCAAGAAGCCUGGCAACAGGCUUUAACGACAAGCCAGACAAAGCCUCCAGGCCAUUCGACGCUGAUCGUCAAGGCUUUGUGGUCGGUGAAGGUGCUGCCGUAAUGAUUCUAGAGGAACUGGAGCACGCAAAGGCUCGAGGCGCUCAUAUAUACGCUGAACUAAAAGGGUAUGGCUGUUCAAGUGACGCGUACCAUAUCACGGCUCCUAGGGAAAACGGAGAAGGCGCGUUCAUGGCCAUGAAAAAAGCAUUGAAGAACGCGAAAGUGCGACCAUCUGCGGUCGAUUAUGUUAAUGCACAUGCAACCUCGACAGUGAUAGGGGAUGCUGCAGAGAAUGCGGCUAUCAAGACGCUCAUGCUGGGGCCUGACGGAAAACAGAAAGCGUCAGAUGUGAACAUCAGUAGCACCAAGGGCGCUGUGGGACAUCUCCUAGGGGGUGCGGGUGCGCUUGAGGCUGUGUUUACGGUCCUCGCUAUCCAUGAGGUAUGUAUUCGGUUUGGAACUCCCCAUAAAAGAAACAGAUGCACUGAUAAUGUCCCCUUGGUAGAAUGUGAUGCCUCCAACAAUCAACCUGGAGCGUCUAGCAGAUGGUUUCGACUGCAACUACGCAGCAAACGUCGCCCAACAGCGGAAGAUUGACGUCGCCCUGACGAAUAGUUUUGGAUUUGGAGGGACUAAUAGCAGCCUCUGCUUCUCCAAAUAUCAAUCAUAAGCUUGGAUGCGUUUCGUGGCUGUGGUUUUGAAGUCGUUAAGAAGGGUGUACCUAUUCGGGACAGAUAAAGGCUACACAGUGCUGUAUAUCAAUAUUUGAAUGCAUAUAUUCUCUCCAAUGGAUCUCUUCAACGAACAUAUUCCGUAGGAAUGAAAUAUUGAC